Molecule: messenger RNA, 1357 nt
Organism: Heterobasidion irregulare TC 32-1
Lineage: Eukaryota; Fungi; Basidiomycota; Agaricomycetes; Russulales; Bondarzewiaceae
Exons: 10
Coding region: 7-1197 (396 amino acids)
Source: RefSeq, a predicted model, not a curated record
GCCAAUAUGUCUUCAAGGGAACCAUUGUGGUAUUGCCACGAAUGCCAUGCAGAAAUGAGGCCGCUCAUGCUUCCAGAUCCACAUUGUGCGUCAUGUCAUGGCACGUUCGUCGAGAAGAUCGAGGGCGAUGCAGACGACCCGCGAGCCUUCCAGGCCUCUGGACCAGUCUAUGAUGAUGGGUCCCCCAGUCCCGGAUUUGACAACUUCUUACUCAAUAUGGCCCAGCUCUUCAACCCUGGAGGACCAUCCCGCCAGCCGACAGGCCCGUUCGAUACAUCGACAUCUACUACGGGAAGACCAAGCAGUCCAGAGCGGCAAACUCUAGGAGGGCCAGGAUUCAGGAUUGAAAUUAAUCGGAGUGCACCUGGACGUGGUGGCACGCGCAAUUUUGUCUUAGGAGGGCCUCCUACUCUCGGCAAUAGUAGAAGUGACAGCUCACGGCAUGAAAUCAACGUUGUUAGGAACGAUGAGAAUGCCUCCAUCGCGGGACCUUUGAUGGCACAGUACCUCUUGAGUAUGCUCGCUAGUCGGUCACCUGGAGGUAUCCGAGGCGACCCAUUUGGCGGCCUUGGUGUUAAUUUUGGGGAAGGAGCUGAAAGUGGUCGAUGGGGCGAUUAUGUGUUCAACCAAGAAGCACUGGAUCAGAUUAUCACCCAAAUUAUGGAGAAUUCCAAUUCUUCCCGCCCAGUACCUGCAACAGAAGAAAUCAUGUCGAAGUUGGAACGUCAGGUGCUGGAGGAAGGCUCCCCAUUACUAGAACGGGACUGCGCUGUGUGCAAAGAGCAGUUCUCUCUUGGAACCGAAGAUCCUGAUGAACAGGUGGUGGUCACCUUGCCUUGCAAACACCCGUUCCAUGAUGGCUGCAUCACCCCUUGGUUGAAAUCCAGCGGAACAUGUCCAGUCUGCCGACAUCAACUCAUUCCCCAACCUGAACAUCACCCACCCGAACCAGGAUCGUCGAGCAGUUCUUCUCGUCCCAGCAGCCCCGGCCGCCAAUCCGGGAACGCAGGAAGUUCUGGUCAAGGCGGCAGUGGCGGUGGCGUUUUCGGCUCGCUCUUCAACAUCAUGAGCGGCGGAAACCAUGGAAGCAGUGGCGGAAGCAACAAUAGCAGUUCGUCCGGCGGUUCUGCGAGAUCCCUCCGUCGCUCGUCAGGUGACCGUCAAGAGGAAGACAUACCCGGUGGCUGGUGGGAAUGAUUUUGGUCUCGAUUCAGUUUGGAUUUCGAAGAAAUGGAUUGCACGGUCUGGUGACACAUUUUUGUAGACUUGUAUCUUAGCUCGCACUGGUUAUGUACGACUCGAAGUGAUAUCUUGAUAUAUGUACAGUACCUUCCCUUCCAAGCGCUUGCUGAGCGUG